Dipodomys ordii (Ord's kangaroo rat) is the source of this 355-nucleotide messenger RNA. Its product is annotated as N-acetylglutamate synthase, mitochondrial-like. The annotation marks the transcript as partial. The record is from RefSeq and is a predicted model, not a curated record. Gene Ontology annotation, biological process: L-arginine biosynthetic process; glutamate metabolic process. NCBI's taxonomy places the organism in Eukaryota, Metazoa, Chordata, Mammalia, Rodentia, Heteromyidae. Gene Ontology annotation, cellular component: mitochondrial matrix. The transcript has 2 exons. Gene Ontology annotation, molecular function: L-glutamate N-acetyltransferase activity, acting on acetyl-CoA as donor; arginine binding.
GCUCCGGCACCCUGUUCAAAAAUGCCGAGAGAAUGCUGCGAGUGUUUAACUUGCACCACCUGGACCAGGACCGCCUAGUGAAUCUAGUCAACACCAGCUUUGGCAAGAAGCUCCGGGACGACUACCUAGACUCGCUGCGCCCGCGACUGCACUCCGUCUAUGUCUCUGAGGGGUACAAUGCUGCCGCCAUUCUGACAGUAGAACCAGUUCUGGGGGGCACCCCGUACCUGGACAAAUUCGUGGUGGGCUCCAGCCGCCAGGGCCAAGGCUCUGGUCAGAUGCUAUGGGAGUGCCUGCGGCAGGACCUGCAAACUCUGUUCUGGCGCUCCAGAGUCACUAACCCCAUCAAUCCCUG